ACUUCCUGUUGCAAGGAAAUCAAAGGUGUCGUAUGCUAAAAGCGCAGUGGGAAUAUCUAACGGUUUUAUUGGUCUAUUGGAAUAAAAUAAUAAUAAUUGAUGGCUUCGAACGAUGGGGAGUACCGGGUCGCAGGCUGUAUUGGAAAGGGGGCAUUUGGACAGGUUCUUCUGCUAGAAAACUCGGCUGGAGAUCAGGCGGCACUGAAGGUUGUAGAAUUGGCGGGAAAAGAUUCCAAAAUCAUCGAAUUGACUCUUCAAGAAGUGUGUCUGCUAGCUAAGCUGAAUCACGAGCACAUCUUGAAGUUUCUAAACUUUGAGCAAGAUGGAUCUGCCUUGUUGAUUUUGACAGAGUUUUGUCCGAAUGGUGACCUCUCUGGUUACAUCAGCAAACAUCGAGGUGAGAAGAUGGACGAGAGACGCCUGGUGGAAUGGGUUCGCCAGAUUGCGUCUGCUUUAGAGUACCUACAUAAUCUUCCUAAGCCGGUGAUACACCGCGAUCUGAAGAGCCCCAAUGUUUUCCUGGACGCAAACUGGGACACGCGGCUUGGUGAUUUCGGGGUUUCCAGGGUGAUUGAGUCCUCGACAGACAUGGCGACUACUCAAGUGGGGACCCCGAUGUACAUGGCUCCAGAGAUGUUUAGUGGAUUGCCGUAUACUGAGAAGACUGACAUCUUUUCCCUGAGCAUCCUGAUGUAUGAGAUGGCUACAAUGGACAACGACUCCUUUGAGAACAUGAUGGGACAGAAGGUGUUUAUGAUGAUGAUCUUCAGGAUCGUACACCAUCAGGUUCCGACGAUGCCGACCGGCUACAGUGCUGGAGUUACGGACCUUAUGAAAAUAAUGAUGCAGGCGGAUCCCAGUCAACGCCCGUCGGCUGACGAAAUCCUCCGACAAAAUAUCUUUAAAACAACCGGCAAGCCACCGCCAAUUACUGAUCCGCCCAAAGGGACUGACAUUGAAGACGACGAUGGCGAGGACACAUACCUUUCAUCGGAGACCCUCACAUGGAUAAACCUCAGUAUCGAGGGCGAUAUAUCGAUGGGAAGGAGAACAAAACCAGUCGACGGAAAACAAGAUGCCGGGGCUGUUGGUGGAAAUAUGAUUGUUGAUUUGCUUUCUGAAAAUCCCAUUCUGGGUUUGGUGACAAGGGUUCUUGAUGACAUGGGCAAAACACAUCUUGUUAAAGGUCGCUCGAAGCAAGAGAAAAAUGCUGAAAUGCUGAAAAUGUACUGCCUUCAUUGCAUGGACAACAACGAGGAGUUGUUUAAAAAGGCGAGUGCGGCACUGACGGCUAGCCAUGACGAAGAUCAGAUCGAGGAGACACUGAUUCGAAUCCUGGGCCAUGAGCGAUACGGUCUUUGCGGCAUGCAGCUGCUGCAUUACAAAAAUUACACGUUUGCGAUGAAAAAUAUGUAGACUUAUCAGUAUGACUUAGCAGGCCUUGUUGGAACAAUUUCACAGUUAACACCAUUGUUUUGAUAUACAAUGUAUAAAGAAAACAUGUAUGCAUGUUUACAGAAAUCUUUUCUCCACAGGGUUAGAUGGGCAUUGCUUAUGUUUUUCCACAAGCCUUUCAGCUAUUAACCUUGAACUUAAAGUUGUCCAUUGAUCUUAUUAAGGACAUAUGAACAAGAACCUUUUAUAAAUUAAAUGAAUCAACCUAUUAUAAUGACGCUUUCUACAUAGAUACCUUAUAUCGAAACCUCGCUUGAUAUCUGCACAUGGUCAGUGCAUCGCAAUUCGGUAUCGAGUAAGAUAGCAGCAACAACACGUUCAUGCGUGCUUUGAAAACGACAUACCCCAAUCUAAUCCGCGAAAUUUUUAAAUCACUAAUUUUAUUUAGGACUUCGUUUACAUUGCUUGCUGCCACAUUUAAUAUAUAACAAAUGCGCUCCGUAUUGCUAUUAUUAGCAUUUUAAUCCGAAUGGUAUGCAUGUGAUAAUUUACUCUCCAUUUUGGUUUAUUUUCCACUUUUAUUAGGUUUUAAGGACAUUGUGUAAUGUGUAAGUUUGUGUCUUAAUUUCGUGUAUUUUCUAGCUUUUUUUAAACCCAUAAAUAUAUUUCUUUAUAUUCCUUUAUAGUCUAUUCCCAACUGUUAUUACAAAAUGCCAAAUUUAGAUUUGUACUGUGAUAAUAAAAUUUGGCCAUUUAUCUGUGAUAUCAUUCCAUUUAAGAAUGUGUACUUUUAUGAACUUUAUUAUAAGGUUAAUGUUUAAAAGCUACUUUUUGUUAUUAAAAAGCUCUCUUUGUCAUGCCACCAGCACAAAAAGGACCAUAAUGAAAAUAAGAGUUGCUCUUUUUUUGUGUUAUCCGUGGUGUUGGUGUGCAUGUCAUGGUUUAUUUAUUCUCAUGUGUUCUACGACUUUGUAUUAUACAUGUUGUUUUAAAUGUCCAUGUAGAUCUAUGUGUAUUCCAUGGCGAAAUAAAUCAAUCAAACACAUAUAAACAGCAUAGCAACCGAUUACCAACAUGUCACAAUACUAUUUUGUGAUAAUGCGAUUUAUUCCAACCAGUGUUACGUAAUACAUUAUGUACACUACGUAUUACUGUAUGAUCACUUCCUCUUCUCAUGAUCUUUGUAUAUGUAUUGUAACACAGUUAAGACAAUGCACUAUUUACAAUCGUAAUAAUUUUUCAGUUCUGUCCUGUUAUUUUGACAAAGCUGUGGUCAAGUUUAUUAUUAAGCACAUGCCAUACCCUGUUUCCAAUGUAAAAUAACCAUUACGAAUAUUUGUAUCUUACAAAUGUGUAAUAUACUUUUUAAGCGUU
Dreissena polymorpha is the source of this 2769-nucleotide messenger RNA. RefSeq names its product serine/threonine-protein kinase Nek4-like. NCBI's taxonomy places the organism in Eukaryota, Metazoa, Mollusca, Bivalvia, Myida, Dreissenidae. Gene Ontology annotation, biological process: protein phosphorylation. The transcript has 12 exons. The record is from RefSeq and is a predicted model, not a curated record. Gene Ontology annotation, molecular function: ATP binding; protein kinase activity. Bases 100 to 1416 code for a protein of 438 amino acids.